ACGUAAUUCUCAAAGUCGCAGACAUUCUUACUGUAAAAGGCGGAACUGGCGCAAUCGUUGAGUACCAUGGGCCUGGUGUCGACUCUAUUUCAUGUACAGGAAUGGGCACAAUUUGCAACAUGGGUGCUGAGAUUGGAGCAACAACUUCCGUGUUUCCUUUCAACUCUCGAAUGGCAGACUAUCUCAAAGCGACCGGCCGCGAGGCGAUUAGUGGCCUGGCGCAAAGUAACAUACAUGUGUUACAAGCGGACGAUGGUUGCGAGUAUGAUGAACUGAUUGAGAUCAAUCUCGACGAGCUUGAACCUCACGUUAAUGGUCCUUCACACCUGACUUUUAUUUCCAAACUUGGGAAGGUUGCCGAAACGAACGGUUGGCCGGAUGUCAAAGUUGCGUUAAUCGGUAGCUGUACAAACAGUAGCUACGAGGAUAUGACGCGAUCAGCAAGUAUUGCUCAACAGGCGUUGGAUCGCGGUAUUCGAGCCAAAUCAUUAUUUACUGUCACACCUGGUUCUGAACAGAUUAGAGCGACUAUCGAACGUGAUGAAGUGGCCAAAACGUUAAGAGACUUUGGAGGAACUGUGCUGGCGAAUGCUUGUGGUCCCUAUGGUCAAUGGAACAGACAGGAUAUCAAAAAAGGCGAAAAGAAUACCAUAGUUACGUCGUACAAUCGAAAUUUCACUGGAAGAAACGAUGCGAAUCCUGCAACACAUGCGUUCGUCGCUUCUCCAGAGAUUGUUACAGCCCUUGCUCUUGGUGGUAGCCUAAAGUUCAAUCCUCUAUCAGACUAUCUGGAGGGAGCCAACGGCGAAAAAUUUAAACUUGACGAUCCCAACGGUCAUGAGCUACCAACUCGUGGAUUUGAUCCUGGUGAAGAUACAUACCAACAUCCUCCGUCCGACUCCUCAGCGGUAAAAGUCAAUGUCGAUCCGAGCAGUAACCGUUUACAACUUCUACAGCCAUUUGACGCCUGGAAUGGCGAAGAUCUUGUUGGUCUGCCAAUUCUAAUAAAGAUCACUGGUAAAUGCACAACAGAUCACAUCAGUGCCGCUGGUCCGUGGUUAAAAUAUCGUGGACACUUGGAUAAUAUCUCCAACAACAUGUUCAUUGCGGCAGUGAAUGAGGAAAAUGGCGAAGCUAAUAAAGUUCGGAAUCAACUAAACGGAGAAUAUGGUGCCGUACCUGACACUGCCAGAUAUUAUAAGGCCAACGGUGUUAACUGGGUGGUUGUUGGUGAUGAGAACUACGGUGAAGGCAGCAGUCGUGAACAUGCUGCUCUUGAACCCAGACAUCUUGGUGGUAGAGCUGUAAUCGUCAAAAGCUUUGCAAGGAUACACGAGACAAAUCUUAAAAAACAAGGAAUGUUGCCUUUGACAUUUAAUAACCCAGCCGAUUAUGAUAAAAUCAAGCCAACAGACCGUAUAUCAAUUCUUGGCCUUAAAGAUUUUGCACCCGGAAAGCCUUUAACAUGUGAAGUAACACACGAGGACGGGAGCAAAGAACAAUUUCUACUGAAUCACACUUUUAACGACACUCAGAUCCAGUGGUUCAAAGCUGGCAGUGCACUAAACAACAUGGGAAAGGCGAAAUGAACUACAACUGACAUAUGAGAUGAUUUUUCAUCAAAGGCCUCAGCAAUUUUAUUUAUAUAAUUAUAUAUAUAUAUAUAUAUAUAAUUAAAGCUUGUCAUAAAUUGCUAGUUUUCUUGGUCCUCCGCACCUGAAAAUUCAUCAACGAUAUCUUUCAAUAAACUAAAAAGCAAUAAACACUCCGUAAA
Xenia sp. Carnegie-2017 is the source of this 1774-nucleotide messenger RNA. RefSeq names its product aconitate hydratase, mitochondrial-like. Gene Ontology annotation, biological process: tricarboxylic acid cycle. Gene Ontology annotation, molecular function: aconitate hydratase activity; 4 iron, 4 sulfur cluster binding. NCBI's taxonomy places the organism in Eukaryota, Metazoa, Cnidaria, Anthozoa, Malacalcyonacea, Xeniidae. Gene Ontology annotation, cellular component: mitochondrion; cytosol. The record is from RefSeq and is a predicted model, not a curated record.